Molecule: messenger RNA, 4840 nt
Organism: Mastomys coucha (southern multimammate mouse)
Lineage: Eukaryota; Metazoa; Chordata; Mammalia; Rodentia; Muridae
Gene: Asic1
Product: acid sensing ion channel subunit 1
Exons: 13
Coding region: 1234-2877 (547 amino acids)
Biological process (GO): sodium ion transmembrane transport
Cellular component (GO): membrane
Source: RefSeq, a predicted model, not a curated record
UCAUUCUGUACCUUUUUAUUCCACUUCCCCUUUUCCUGCUUCUGUCCCAUCUGCCCUCACUUCUGGCUACGUCUCUUUUCUUCUCUCUGUUCCUCUCUGCUUUAUAGAUCUAUCAACGAGGUACCUGGCACACAGGCUGCUUAAGAAAUCCACUGGUUGGGCUGUGGUGGCACAUGCCUUUAAGAAAUCCACUAGUAUACAAAUGGGGUCUGGGUGGCCAUGGGUGCUUAUACAUGUGCAUGUGUGGGGGUCACAUGAAGGUGGGAAGCAAGAAUAAGAGCAGGCGAGUGAAUGUGUACAAACAGGUAAGUGCUUGUGUGGGGGUCAGGCUCCAGGGAUGUAUAUAUGUGAUGUGUGGAUGGCUGAGUGUCAGGGUAAGACUCUGGUCUGAAUGUGCCUGAAUCUUCACACAGGCAAGUGCUUGAAUCAGUCAAGUGACUCGGAGUGUGUGUGUGUGAGUGUGUGUGUGUACAUGUGUGUAUGUGCCACCAGAGGAAGCAGCAGCAGCAAGAGGCAGGAGCUUCGAUCGGAAGGAGACAACGUGGGGAGGGGGACGCUGGGGGCAGACACCCUCCUUCCUGCGCGCACACGUGCGCGUGCACACACACACACAGCAUAGUCACACACACACACACACACACACACACACACACACACACACACACACACAUACACACAAGCCACAAGGCCUCGCAAGCAGGGAGCGGAGCCGGCUCCGGGAUCCGAGCGAGGCAGCUCUUCUGAGAGCGGCGGGAGGAGGCGAGCCAGCGGGGGGAGCCCUCGGUUCCGCUCCCGGGCCGGGGGCCCCCCGCGCACACCGGCCCAGAGACACCCUCGCAGACACUCGUAGGCGCGCACGCGCACCCUUUCCCCUCCUCCUCCCCUCCCGCCGCCUCCCGGCCGGACGAUGGAUCCCUGCAGACCCCGGGGCUGAGAGCACCGCGCAGCGCCAGCGCGCCGAGCCCGGGGCGGACCGAGGCGAGCGAGCAAGCGCGCGCGGGCGGCGGACCGAGGCGAACCGAGCCGGCCGGGCGGGCGGGCCGCUCCCUGCAGGGCUCUACGCGGGUGCCGCGGCGGCCGGCGGCUCGGGCUCCGGGCCAUGAGCCCCUCCGCGGCGCGGCGCUGAGCCCACGGACGGCCUCGCGCCCCAGGACCUGCAGCGGCGGCCGGCUUCCUCCAGCCUCUCAGGAACUGACACCUCAAGCCUCUAUGUUUGAAUGACUGUCAUUUUGGAUGGUCCCUCGGUCGAGCCACCUUUGGAGCCUUCGUGUCAGGAUCCCCUUGGCAAGGAUGGAACUGAAGACCGAGGAGGAGGAAGUGGGUGGUGUCCAGCCGGUGAGCAUCCAGGCUUUCGCCAGCAGCUCCACGCUACAUGGUCUUGCCCACAUCUUCUCUUACGAGCGGCUGUCUCUGAAGCGGGCCCUGUGGGCCCUGUGCUUCCUGGGUUCCCUGGCUGUCCUACUGUGUGUGUGCACUGAGCGUGUGCAGUACUACUUCUGCUACCACCAUGUCACCAAGCUCGACGAAGUGGCUGCCUCCCAGCUCACCUUCCCUGCCGUCACGUUGUGCAAUCUCAAUGAGUUUCGCUUUAGCCAAGUCUCCAAGAAUGACCUGUAUCAUGCUGGGGAACUGCUGGCCCUGCUCAACAACAGGUAUGAGAUACCGGACACACAGAUGGCUGACGAAAAGCAGCUAGAGAUAUUGCAGGAUAAGGCCAACUUCCGUAGCUUCAAGCCCAAGCCCUUCAACAUGCGUGAGUUCUACGACAGAGCAGGGCACGACAUUCGAGACAUGCUGCUCUCCUGCCACUUCCGAGGGGAGGCCUGCAGUGCUGAAGACUUCAAAGUGGUCUUCACGAGGUAUGGGAAGUGUUACACAUUCAACUCGGGCCAAGAUGGGCGGCCACGGCUGAAGACCAUGAAAGGUGGGACUGGCAACGGCCUGGAGAUCAUGCUGGACAUUCAGCAAGAUGAAUAUUUGCCUGUGUGGGGAGAGACUGACGAGACGUCCUUCGAAGCAGGCAUCAAAGUGCAGAUCCACAGUCAGGAUGAACCUCCUUUUAUCGACCAGCUGGGCUUUGGCGUGGCCCCAGGCUUCCAGACAUUUGUGUCUUGCCAGGAGCAGAGGCAGCUCAUCUACCUGCCCUCACCCUGGGGCACCUGCAAUGCCGUGACCAUGGACUCAGAUUUCUUCGACUCCUACAGCAUCACUGCCUGCCGGAUAGAUUGUGAGACGCGUUACCUGGUAGAAAACUGCAACUGCCGAAUGGUGCACAUGCCAGGGGAUGCCCCAUACUGCACUCCAGAGCAGUACAAGGAGUGUGCAGAUCCUGCCCUGGACUUCCUAGUGGAGAAAGACCAGGAAUACUGCGUAUGUGAGAUGCCCUGCAAUCUGACACGCUACGGCAAGGAGCUGUCCAUGGUCAAGAUUCCCAGCAAAGCCUCAGCGAAGUACCUGGCCAAGAAGUUCAACAAAUCUGAACAGUACAUAGGGGAGAACAUUCUGGUGCUGGACAUUUUCUUUGAAGUCCUCAACUAUGAGACCAUCGAGCAGAAAAAGGCCUAUGAGAUCGCAGGGCUCUUGGGUGACAUCGGGGGCCAGAUGGGAUUGUUCAUCGGGGCCAGCAUCCUCACAGUGCUGGAACUCUUUGACUAUGCCUAUGAGGUCAUUAAGCACCGGCUGUGUAGACGUGGGAAAUGCCAGAAGGAGGCUAAGAGGAGCAGCGCAGAUAAGGGCGUGGCGCUCAGUCUGGAUGACGUCAAAAGACACAACCCCUGCGAGAGCCUCCGAGGACAUCCUGCCGGGAUGACGUACGCUGCCAACAUCCUACCUCACCAUCCCGGAACUCGAGGCACAUUUGAGGACUUUACCUGCUGAGCUCUCGCAGGCCGCUGUACCAAAGGCCUAGGUGGGGAGAGCUGGGGAAGCAAGGGGCCCCUAACUGCCCCCAGCGACCCUGGGGACUUAACUGCGUUCCUAGGCAGGGGUUCCCUCUUGACUGCGGUGAGAAAGGAGUCUUUACCACAGUGUCCUCUCCCAGCCUUUAUCUCAUCUUUUUAUUUUAACGAAAUUCAACUAAUAUAAAGAGAGAGAGAUCGGCCGCGACCUCAGGCUGCCCCUCCGCUCCAUGCUGCCUCCCUCAGCUCCAAGCCUGAAUUCUGUCUGACUGGCUGUCUGUCAUCUGAGUGUCCACCUACAUCCCGCUGCCUCCAGUCACCAAAGCCCCCUCCUACUGAGGGGUGGAGGGAAUCUCUAGGGUCUGAAAUUUGGCCCCAAACCAGAGAAUGUACCUUAAGGGAGAGGGCUGGUGAGGGGGCUUCCCUAGCCUUAAGAGAUGCUCUCAGCCAGGUGACUCCCCAUGAGCCCAAGUCUCCAGGUAAGGACUCCAUGCCAGCUCUGUUCCCUCAAGCAUACGAAAUCUUUACGGGGCAGAGAAUAUCCUGAAGAAGUAGAGAUGGGGACUCCGUGUGGCCCUGGUGCUGUAGGCCACAUCCUGGUAUCUGUAAGUCACCUCCACCCCAAAGCUGCUGGAGAGAAAUCCCAAGAGGCAGCCCCUCUGUGACAUCCCCUAGAAGACCUGGCUGGUUAGCUCCCAGCUCAGGGAGAGGGGCACAGCCGCCUGACCUCACUGGCUUCUCUCUCAGAGGCCUUUGCAGAGGGCCACAUCCAUAAAUUUUCUUAUGGAACAAUCCCAAGCCCUUCUCCCUGACUUCAUUCGCUUCUCUCGGCAACCUCAUCUGCAUUUUCUAUUUCUAUAUGAUACAGACUCUAUAUUACUAUAACCUUGUAUAUACUCCCCUCCGGCCCCGUUUGUCUCUGCUCUACUCCCUCUUGUCUCUGAUAACCACCCUCCCACCCCAAGUUCUCCCUCCUGUCUCCUCCCCAACCCCAUUCUCCUGUCUCUGAAUGCCUUUGCCUGUAUAAAGAGUUGGUUCUUCCCUGGUGUCUGUACUGUGUACACACAUCCCUCUGAGAAGCACAAGGAGAUGACACGCGCAUUGUAACCUUCGCACUGUCUUGGUGGCGACAUAAAGGAAGCUGUGAAUUACAAGCUCUGCCUCUUUCUGGCCUCGCCCAAUACCGGGGCACCCUCUGCCCUCCCCACAGCCUUAACAUAACUCCUUGCUCCACUUAUCCCAGUGCCCUUUGCCUGGCUGACUGUGGCCUCCCCGAGGGAAGGGAUUGCUGGAGAGGUAGCUCUUACCCUAGAAUGGAGGACAUUAUGCUAUGCUGGAAACUAAGCCAAGAGAGUUACAGACAGGGGGAGCUGGGGCUUGGUGACUCACUCUUGCAGCUGAGCAGUGGGUACCAGCAGCCGGAAGCAGAAGCGCUCAAUCAGUGGCCUUUCUUUCCUCGGGGUGUCCAGUGCCCUGUCCUCAUGUUGAUGCCCAGGCCCACCUCUUGCAUUUUCUGGUGAGGCAGGGCUUGGUCAUGUGAAGAAAGAUAUGGGCCUAGAGCAGAAGUUGAAAGCCCUGCUAUUGUGUGUCCCUACCAUAAGAGGCCACAAGUUGAGGAUGAGGGCCUCCCCACCCCCACCAGGCCCCCUUCCCAGGCCAGAGCUCCCGAUCCCUUUCCAAGCCUUCUCUGUCCCCACUGUCUCUUGGUCUCUAAUCCCAAAACAGGACUUAUGGGCAGAUCACCUGUAUGCGUUGGCCUGGAGCCAGAGAGUGAGGCUAUAGAAUCUUUGAGACCUCUUGGUUCCCAAGAGUUGUUUAGCGAUCAGAACUCCCCGGAAGGAAACCGGGCAAAGCUGAGAAAUGUGCACUGGCUGGAGGGGGGGCAGCAGGAGGGGCUCUGGGUGACGCAUGCCUCUGGUCUAAUAAACUGGGUUUCAACCACC